This is a messenger RNA of Erinaceus europaeus (western European hedgehog), 1452 nucleotides long. It is a transcript of the gene SLC7A13, whose product is annotated as solute carrier family 7 member 13. Gene Ontology annotation, biological process: amino acid transmembrane transport. Gene Ontology annotation, molecular function: L-amino acid transmembrane transporter activity. Gene Ontology annotation, cellular component: membrane. The transcript is spliced from 4 exons. NCBI's taxonomy places the organism in Eukaryota, Metazoa, Chordata, Mammalia, Eulipotyphla, Erinaceidae. The record is from RefSeq and is a predicted model, not a curated record.
AUGGAUAAAGGGAAGAAGCUACAGCUCAAGAGAGUAUUUGGAUAUUGCUGGGGCACAAAUUUUUAAAUUAUUAACAUAAUUGGUGCAGGAAUUUUUGUGUCUCCCAAAGGGGUAUUGAAGUACUCUUGCAUGAAUGUGGGGCUUUCCCUGCGUAUCUGGGUUGUUUGUGCUUUACUGGCCCUGAUGAAGGCUCUCUGUUUUGCAGAGAUAAGUAUAAUCUUUCCAUGUAGCGGAGCUCACUACUAUUUUCUCAAGAAAUGUUUUGGUGAUAUGAUUUCUUUCCUCAAUCUCUGGACUUAUUUAUUUCUGGGGCCAGGAGUAGUUGCCAGCCAAGCCUUGCUCCUCAGUAAAUAUAGCAUCCAGUCUUUUUACCCCAGCUGUUUUGUCCCAGAGCUGCCAAAUAAAUGUCUUGCAUUGGCCAUCCUGUGGACUAUGGGAAUUCUGAAUUUUCGUGGUGUGAAACCAGUGACUUGGCUUCAAACAGCCAGUACCAUACUGAAAAUGGCCAUACUUGGCCUUAUUUCUAUAAAUGGGGUGGUACUGCUGAUAAGAGGGAGAAAGGAGAACAUAGAAAGGCUUCAGAACGCUUUUGAUGCUGAGUUUCCAGGAGUCAUGCAGAUUGCAGAAGCUGUUUUUCAAGGAAAUUUUGCAUAUGCAGGUGGGACGAGCUUUACGUUUAUAGCAGGAGAGUUGAAGAAACCCAGGAAGACAAUUCUAAGAUGUAUAUUUACUGUGUUCCCUCUAGUGGCUGUGAUAUUUUUAUUCGUUAACAUUUCCUACCUGACAGUACUGACACCCAAGGAAAUUCUCUCCUCAGAUGCUGUGGCUACCACAUGGACGGAUAGAGCUAUCCCUUCAUUAACAUGGAUUCUUCCUUUUUGUAUCUCUGCCUCAUUAUUUAGCAAUUUAUUGAUUAGUGUAUUUGACAUUUCAAGAGUGAUAUAUAUUGCUGGCCAAGAGGGACAACUGCCUUUACUAUUUAAUAUGCUUAAUAGUCACUCCUCUCCAUUUAUGUCUGUGUCGCUAAUUGUCAUUAUAGCAUCUUUCGCUAUUGUCUCAAACAACUUAAUCAGCUUGAUAAACUAUAUUUAUUUUGUGAUUUCUAUUUGGUCUAUUUUAAUAAUGGCAGGAAUACUAAAACUGAGGUACCAGGAGCCUAACCUGCCAAGACCUUAUAAGGUGUUUUUACCACUUCCUUUGGUAACAAUGGCCAUCAGCCUUUGCUUGGUUUUCAUACCUUUGGUGAAGUCUCCACACAUGAAUUACAUCUACGUGUGUCUCUUUAUUCUCAGUGGACUUCUGUUUUACAUCCCUUUCAUACAUUUUAGAUUGAAAUUGAUUUGGUUUGACAAAAUAACAUGCUAUUUACAACUUCUGUUUAAUAUUUGCAUUCCUGAUGUGUCUGAUGAACUUAUGUCAGAAGAAGAAGCAGUUAAAAUAGUAGCCUUUUAA